UCGAAGAAGUACUUCCCCGUGCUUACAAGACAUCGUUCUCUCUCUAUUUUACUGUUGACGAAUCAUUUAAAAAAAUACGGAAAAUGGACGUAGAAAUGCUCCUACUUUCCUUCAUGUUACUUUUCAGUUCACCUGGGGCUUCUUUUGCCGAUUGUCCGCAGUCUAAAUACGAUGGUUUGACUGGAACCGUGCUCUCUCAUGAGGGCGAAUUUUAUCAAAACAACCUUAAUUGUUCGUACGAUAUCCGAGUUCCCGUUGGCCGAAGAGCUAUUCUUGAAUUUAAGAAGCUGAAGAUAGCAGGAAUGAUGCCAGAGUGCGAACAAGAUUCUUUGGAAAUAAUAGUGGGAUGUAAUGACAAUUCCAUACAUUUGGGAAAAUUUUGCUCUUGCUCAGAGUUGGUAAUGCCAGAGAAAAUUUAUUCUUUGGACCAUUGCAUCACCCUUAUUUUUAAAACUGAUGGGUCAGGCCAGAAUACAGGGUUUGAAGCAAAUUAUACUUCAAUGGAUAAUAACACAAAACUGGAUCCCACCUCAAACUGCAGCCAAAAGUUUUUUAACCAAGCAAGUGGAACAUUCUUUACUCCCAACUGGCCUUUGACUUACCAUCAAAAUGCUGGGUGUACAUGGAAUUUUUCAAUUCCAUCAGGAAGGGAAGUUCGCUUGUUUUAUACAAGCUUUAAAUUGGGAGGAAGUCCUUUUUGCAAUAAAAACAGGGAAAACGAGGAGGAUGAGUUACGCAUCACUGGUACAAACACAACAGGCCAAGAGAUAUUCAUUGAGAAAAGGAUUUGUUCUCAUUCAUCUCCUUCUUUUAAAUCCUAUUUCACAUUAAAACAAAUGAAGAAUGUGCAAGUCAAAUUUGCAUCAGAGGGUACCACACAAACCAAAUCUGAUGAGAGUGGAGUUGUUGUUAAUUACGCAAGUUACAGAACAGCGUCAUCAUUAUCGGGAUGCCAAAGCCAUCCAACAGUUAAACCUUCAACAGUUAAAUCUUCAACAGUUCAUGAGUCAACAGUGCGUGCAAAUAAUUCAUCAGGUUGGUCAUCUCAGAAAAAUAAAACACUCUGACUUGUAGCUGCCACA
This is a messenger RNA of Stylophora pistillata, 1082 nucleotides long. Its product is annotated as tolloid-like protein 2. NCBI's taxonomy places the organism in Eukaryota, Metazoa, Cnidaria, Anthozoa, Scleractinia, Pocilloporidae. The record is from RefSeq and is a predicted model, not a curated record.